UUGGCUACCACCUAACGAGGAAGUUCCCCCCUCAGAAAAGAGAAACUUCAGAAUCUCCGCGGAAUUUCCAGCAGAGUUGUCGGCAUAGCGCUGCGUGGUGUGUCGGUAACUCGGGCAAAAACAAUGAACCCACGGGCUAUAAAAAAAAUCAGCGAUGACAACAGAGUGUGACACUGUGGAAGUUGCUCAAUGCUGUGGUUACCUUCCGUCUAUACCUGCGACAGAGGAAGGCGUCGUUUCCUGUGUCAUUUUAACUAGGCUGCCGCUGCAGAGAGGACGCCAGAGCUGUGAUCUGCACACUCCAACUGGCCUCUGCGGGAUUUGAAGCACAGCUGAAGAUGACGGCCAGUACUGCUAACUACCUAUGGUCCAUGGAGGACAUACUGGGACAAGGAGCCACAGCCAGCGUCCACAAGGCCAGAAACAAGAAGACAGGGGAGCUUGUGGCGGUGAAGGUGUUCAACGUUCUGAGCUACAACCGACCGCACGAGGUCCAGAUGAGGGAGUUCGAGAUGCUGCGGAGACUCAAACACGUCAACAUCGUCAAGCUCUACGCUGUAGAGGAGAUGCAUAUGAACUCGAAGCAGAAGGUUCUGGUUAUGGAGUACUGUUCUGGUGGAAGCCUUCUGAACCUGCUGGAGGAACCACAACACGCAUUUGGACUACCGGAACCUGAGUUCCUUAUUGUACUGCAGUGUGUAGUCCAUGGUAUGAACCAUCUGCGUGAGAAUGGAGUGGUUCAUCGCGAUAUAAAGCCCGGUAACAUCCUUCGGCAAGUGGGUGAGGACGGCCGCUCCAUUUACAAACUCACAGACUUUGGAGCUGCUCGAGAACUGGAGGACGACGAGAAGUUCCAUUCCAUCUACGGAACGGAAGAAUACCUGCAUCCUGACAUGUAUGAGCGUGCGGUGCUGCGUAAGCCUCAGCAGAAAGCCUACGGGGUGACAGUUGACUUGUGGAGUAUUGGGGUGACCUUCUACCACGCCGCGUCCGGAUCGCUACCCUUCGUACCAUACGGAGGACCGCGCAGGAACAAGCACAUCAUGUAUAAGAUCACAACUGAGAAGCCUACAGGAGCGAUCGCAGGAAUGCAGAGAGUUGAGGACGGGCCCAUCGAUUGGAGCUACCAACUGCCAAUACACUGCCAACUAUCAGAGGGUCUAAAGGAGCAUCUGGUCCCUGUGUUGUCCGGUAUCCUGGAGGCCAAUCAGGAGAAGUGCUGGGGCUUCGACCAGUUCCUCACCGCCUCCACUGACGUCCUGCACAGAACCACAAUACACCUCUUUCACCUGCAGGAGGCGACAACACACACCAUCUACAUACACUUCUACAACACGGUGUCUAUAUUCUGUGAGGAGGUGCAGGCCCAGUCACGUGUUGACGUUGCUUUUCAGUGUUUCCUAUUUCAGGGUCACAGACUGCAGCUGGAGGGAGGCAUGAAGGUUGUCAACCUGCCCCCCACCAGUCGAGAGAGACCCCUGUUCUUAGUGAGCCUCAGGCCAGACACGCGACAGGACCCUGCACACAGAGAACCGGAGUCCCCUCCUAUUCCCACCAGGUUUGAUGUCAUGGCAGACUACAGCUUCACCAAGGUGAUGGUGGGGGUGGUGCAUCAGUAUUUGAGGAUGAUCAGAUCUCUGCUCACGACUAGAGACCUCGUACUUCAGGGAUUCUACAGCUACAUUGAGGUGGUGCGAGUGGAGUGUGAGGCGGCGCUGCCAAAGAUCUCCAUCAUGACCCUGAGACUACACUCCUGCCUCAACACACAGCAACGCAUACACAACCUAAACCAGCUGCACAACAGCUUCACAGAGCACACAGACAACAAUGCCAGACUGCUACAGGUGCAGCAGACGUUAGCUGUGUGUGCUAACGGUAUUAAAGAGUUCCAGAACAGUCUGGAUCACCUGCAGGUGGAACUGGCCAAGCUCAGAGAGACACUAGCAGGGGACAAGAGCAUUGCCAAGGUGGAGAUUCUCUUGGAGAAGAUCAUGUGUAUUCACCAGCAGUUCAGGAAGGACCGCUCCACUGGCAAGCUGAGCUACAAUGAUGAGCAGAUCCACAAGUUUGAAAAGAUCAACCUGUCCUCCCACAUCAAGAAGGUAAAGUCCCUCUACAGAGACGACUGCACGCAGAAACUACAGGACGUGUUGAACACAGCAGACGCAUGGACCAGUAAACUGUAUGAGAUUGAGAGCAGGUUAAGAGAUUUCAGCACCUUCUUCAUCCAGCUGAUGGAAGAUCUACAGAUGUGCGAAGAGGAACAGAACAAGUGUUUAGAUGAAGGGCUCCAGAGACUGCUACAGACUGCUUCCGGGUCAGAGGGCACCGGCAAAGAUCACAUGAUCCUCAGGAUGAAUCGUCUGAAGGAUGAAAUGGAGGCGGUUGCCAGAGAACUGCAGACCAACAACAUGAUGAUCGAGAGCCUUGGAACAGCGACCCCAGGAGUAUCUCUACCGCCAGACAUGGGCCAGCCCAAGGCCAUGUGAGGAGAAGAGGAGAAGAAGAGGAGCUGGAUAUCUGAUGGGAUACCAUCGGACCUGGGACCGCCCAAGUGAGGAGAGGAGAGCAGAGGAGAGGAAGAGAGGAGAGGAGAGGAGAGUAGAUAUUGCUAUCACCAGGCCUUGGACAGCUGAAGGGGAUGUGAGGAGAGGAAGAGGUGUAGGAGAGGAGAAGGAGAAGAGGAGGGUGAUGAGUGGAGGAUGGGAAGAUGAAAGGAAAGGAGAAGAAGACGAGGAGGAAGAGGAGAAGAGAGGAGAGGAGAUGGGAUAUUGUUUGAUCUGGGACAAGCCAAGGGGGUGUGAGGAGAAGAGACGAGGAGGAGGAAGAUGAACAGGAGAGUAGAAGAACUGAGGAGAGGAGAAGAGGAGGAAAGAGAGGAGAAAGGUAGAUGAGAUGGGGAAAGAUGUUUGGACGAUACAUUGACAUGAACACAUCCUCUUUGACAACAAGAGUGAGAACUAGAGAGACAACCUGUCGGCAGGUCAAAGGCUGGUGAAGACAAAGACAAAAACUAUGACAGACAACAAUAACAAAACUGCCUCAACGACCAGCAACCUGCGUCGAAGAAACUAGAGGCCUCACCGAUGCUCAGUGGGCUGAUGCACCAUACCGUUAACCCGGGGACCAAUCCUUCCCCAUCCCCAAUGUCAGUUAUGUAUGACAAUGUGCUAUACAAAUCAUAUUGCUGUUGCUAUUGCUGUCUCUUUCACUCUUGCUAUCUUUCUCGUCCCGAUAUUUUUUUUACUUCUCUCACUGUCCUGUCUGAACUUACAGUCAUUGCAAAACCAAACUGGCCCAAGUCAACCCCCUUCCAGAACCCAUACAGAGACCCUCUGGAUUCACUUCACUUCACUUUUGCUGUCAGCUGAGUUCUGGACCCCGUUUCUUGAAACGUUUACUCUUUUAACAAGUAAGCAACUUAGAUGGUCCCCAAUGGGAAAGUGCAUUGCAACCAACAAAGUUGCUAACUUAGUUAAGCAAGAAACGCACCCCCUAGCUCAGAGCUGAUCCAAGGGUCCGGCUAGUGGUAUCAGUGCCAAGGCAGGACUCCACCAUGGACAGUCAUGGGAGCCGGGUUUGAAUCUCACUAUCACUUGAGGGAAAUUAAUAGAUAGACCGACCAACAGACUGACCGACACUGACUUAAUUGAUAUUACAUGACAUUACAUUGCAUUUGGCAGACGCUUUAUAACCAAAGCGACUUUCAAAAGAGGACAUAAUCAUAGCCAAGAACAGGGUUAGUUGUUUUUUUUGUUUUUUUUUGAGUAAAAACACACUCACAUGCACACACAUACACACAUCAUGUUAAGAGUCUGGCCUGGGGCUAGGUCAGCUCAAACAUUAGUCUAGUAGAUACUAACGAAAGAGGAGAGUCUAGCGCACUUCCCCAUGCUCCUCCAUGACUGAGGUACCCUGAGCAUGGUAUUCUCCCCACAAUGUAGCUGUGCAAUUCAGUUGUAUGCUGGGUACUUUUGUAUGCUGUGUCACAAUGAGAAAAUGGGACUUUCUCCCUCUUUUUUCUUUCUUUUUUCACUUUCACGUUUCACUUCCCCUUCCAGCAUCACUGCUAAGACUGGACUGUUGUUCCUGCAGUUAUUCACCAUCACACAAACAAGUCGUUGUCUAUGUCCAAGUCUCUGAAUAAGUGUCAAUGACGUUUUAGUAGUGGAUUAUCUAAGAAGCAUAGUCAUUGCAGUACAGUAAUUGUCAAUUACUCAUUGAUUUAUGGGCAUUAGCUGUGGUUGUACCACCUGACAUCUGAGCCCUUGGAAAUUAUUUUGCAUCAUCAUCAUCACCAGUGUCCUUCAACUUGUAUUUACUGUUACAGUUAGGUUUGUAAGAAGUGGGAGUACUUCCUUUUUUGUCUCAGUGGCCAAUGUCCCACUCUGCUUUACGGUGCGUAGUAUACAUAUUAUACAAUAUAUUGAUGCCUUAAAUUCUCCACUUGAAAAUGUGAGUUGAGCAUGUUUGUAUAUCUAAAUGGUGCACAUAGUCAGGGUGAAUUCCCACUUUUCAAAUGUUAAUGCUGUUGAUGUCUGAUUUCAGAUUUUGAAGUAAACAUUUUUUAGAAAA
Molecule: messenger RNA, 4575 nt
Organism: Engraulis encrasicolus (European anchovy)
Lineage: Eukaryota; Metazoa; Chordata; Actinopteri; Clupeiformes; Engraulidae
Gene: ikbke
Product: inhibitor of nuclear factor kappa B kinase subunit epsilon
Exons: 23
Coding region: 339-2489 (716 amino acids)
Biological process (GO): peptidyl-serine phosphorylation
Cellular component (GO): cytoplasm
Molecular function (GO): ATP binding; protein serine/threonine kinase activity
Source: RefSeq, a predicted model, not a curated record